UUUCUCUUUAGUAUAAUGACAAUUUUGUUUAGUGAUGUUAACUUGGCAUUUUUUUUCUUUACAGUAACACUACAGAGAUUGUUGCAGCCAUGUAAAAUAAAUUUAUAUCGUACAGGAACAGCGCUGUGUGAUAUUAGGAAGCAUAGUACAUGUAUUAGAAAUACAUGUGUUUGUACUAAGGGCUACGUAGCAAACGAACAUGGGCAGUGUGAAUUAAAGGACUCAUAUUUGGUCCGCAUGGAAAUGAGUGAAUACCGCGUCAAACCUGGAGAAUAUUGCAGAGAUUCUACAAAUUGUAUUGAAGGACUAGUGUGUGAGGGAUUUAAAUGCAAGUGUCCCACUGCUUGUACGUAUGACCAAAGAAAAGAAUUUUGUGACUGUGGGGACGUUGAAGAGCAGGUAGGACCAAUUAUGAUUGGCGUUUUACUUGGCUUGAAUAUCAUUUUCUUCUGGGGCUAUACAAUCAAGAGAACCAUAAGGAAACACAAGGAAAUGAUGAAACAGUUCUCAUCUCUCCCAGCAGAUGAUGAGUAUGUGCCCCGUUCAUAUGCACUCUCACCUGUCCAUUCCUCCAUCCAAACUGAAACAACAGUUGAUGGCACUGCUUCACCUGCCAGCAGAAUAGCUGGCACUUCUAUUACAGAAGACACUGGCACCACUGCAACCUAUUCCUUACAUCCCCCAACAUUACCAAACGAUCCUCUAAACCCUGAAUCAGAUAAGCCCCCAUCAUAUAUAGAUGUUAUUUCUUCAUCCCUGCAUAACCCUGAUCCAAGUAGCCAGCCUCUCACCUUCGUACCAAAUGCUCCGUACCCUCAUGCCUACAUCCCCUUGUCUUGUAGCACUCAGCAGUCCUCUAGUCCACCGCACUCUCUUUCAGGGAGACCACAUUCCCGUAGUUCCUCCCCUGCACCAGAUCACGGUAGUCCCUCAGUAACAACACAUCCCAUUAGUCCCUCAGCACCACCACCUCCUGGUAGUCCUAAUGCAGUGCUACAACAAGAUAAUUCAUCUGCCCCAGUUGGUGCUGCCACUUCUUCGUCUCCAUCGCACUCUGUUCCUGAAGCACCACCAGCAUAUAAUCCUUACUUUAAGGAGGACAGUGCUCCAGGUACCUCUGACUAAACUACUUAAAAAGACCUUUCUACAGUGGCAAGCUUACAGGGAAGAACUUGUACAAGAACAUCCUUGUAAAGGUGAUUAACCUGUUGUUACCAGCCGUGCAUGUACAUGUGCACAUACCAGGCAUCAUUGGGUUGAUUUAUAACCAUAUGUUGUUUUAAGGCAGUAAGUUAAGGUCCCUUUUUUAUUUAUUUAUUAUUUAUUUAUUUAUUUAUUUAUUUAUUUAUUUUAUUUAUUUUAUUUUAUUUAUCUAUUUUAGUUGGAGUGCUCAAUUUUUACUUCUUAUUGUGUCCAGUGAUUUUUUCCCCCCAUACUUUUCAUUUCAGCAACUGCAAAAUCAAAAGGGCAAAAACAAAAAUUAAAAUUUCCAAAAACACAUGAAUAGUUAUUUCAAGUCAAUACUAUAUAGUCUGUCUGUUAUUGUAGUUGUUAUUGGAUUAUUGUGUUAUAAAAAGUCAGAUGCUAUAGUGUUCACUACUAAAAUAACAAAGUUCACUACCACAUUAGUUUUCUCUAAAACAAUUCAUCACCAAAAGUAGAAUAUUCUUCCUGUACCAUGGCUUUGAAGGGGAAAAGGAAAGCAUUAAGUGAGUAGAAUUUGUUUUGAAUGGCAUUAUUUUUGGGGGAAAAAAUGUGAAAUUUGUAUGAAAAUUUUUCCAAAUUUUACAACCUCCAGUCCUUCAGUUCAGAGGUUGUUGUGAUGAUUAACAGUAGAAUCUCAUUAUCCAUGUUAGAUGCUGCAAUAUAAGUGAUAUUAAUAUAUUUAUUAUGGCUGUAGGAGCAAAGUGGGGGGAUGGAUGCUGUGAAAAGGAAAUCACAACCUCACUCUGUGCUUGAGGUAAAGAUUUUCUCCUCUUUUAUGCUUUCCUUCCAGCAGCAUCCCCACGGGGUAACGGUCUCCACCCGCCAAUUCCUGCCUGUCCUCCACGGGGCAGGCCCGUCCUAGCCCUUGAUCAAAAAGGGAGUUUCGUGACGUUAAACCGAAAUCAAAUUAAUCAUGCUUUCCUUGUAUGAGAUGCAGCUUUUUAAUCACUUUUUUUCAGUCCUGUUACUUGUUUUAGGCAUUUUUGCAGUGGUAUCAAGAACCCUUAGAGAGAGACCGACAGAGACUCGUGUGAGAGAGAGAUUUGCAUUUGCAGCCGGAACCAUGCUGUAGUUGAAUUACAAAUUGUAAAUAUAUAUCCUUAACUUGGAAAGUCAUCACAAAGAUUCAUGUUUUUAUUAGUUUCUGUUGUCAUAUAAUACAGGAUAUGUAGCUAAGCUACAACAUAAUUAAUUAUUGCCUAAAACUUAGAAAAAAAGUUUAACAACCAAAUGAGAUUUCAGAAAACCUCACUUUAGUGUGUCAUGUAAUCUAAAUCUUAUAUUCUUAUAAAUGUAUAACACAAGAUUAACUUUUCUAAUUUUCCUAAUUUCUAAUUUUCUAAACCUUGUUUCAGUUAGAAGCAGAUAAUAAUUGAAAACUACUCAUAAUAUUACCUAAAUUUCUGUAGAUAAAUAUUCUUAAAUACUACCACUCAGUAAAUAUACAACUGUUCUUUUUGCAUAGGUGACUAGGAAUAACUUGUCCAUCCCCUGGUCACUAAUUUAUGGGUGUAUCCUACUUGGCUGUUGAUAACACUUGAUAGCAAUCCACCUCUUUCACUGAUUUAUAAGGUUUUUCAGUUUCCUCACUCUGCUCUCCUCUAUAGUGAUUUUGCAAACAGUGUUUCCAUGUAAAAGUUUUCUAUUGAUGUUCUUCUGCCACUUAGUAAUAAGUCUUAUGACAGGAGUGUGGAUGAAAUCCUCACAACACUGUGGGGAGGAAAUGAUAAAAAAGGAAAGAUACUGAAAAGUUGCUGAUAUUAAGUGCAUUGUAAACAGUAUCCAUUAAAGUUAAAUUUUGGACAGCA
This is a messenger RNA of Penaeus indicus, 3014 nucleotides long. RefSeq lists its product as uncharacterized. Lineage: Eukaryota; Metazoa; Arthropoda; Malacostraca; Decapoda; Penaeidae. Bases 16 to 1125 code for a protein of 369 amino acids. The transcript has 6 exons. The record is from RefSeq and is a predicted model, not a curated record.